AUGGGAUCUCCGCUUCCGUUGAGAUUUCGGAUGUCACAGAUUACUCCCUACUAUGGAGCCGGUGAUUCGGCCAAACACAUUGAGUCCUUCAAGGCGUGGAGGGAAUUACACAGUGCUUCUAGUUCAGAUCCUGAAGUGGCCGACAAGAGAGACAAACAGAAGUACUACCACUUUCACUACGACCAUGGUCUCACUACUACCAACUGCUUCGAUCACAAAGAAGAGAUUAAGUCCCUCAUUCAGGGUGGACAUCUGAGGGAGUACGUCCAUAAGAGAAGGGAUGAGCAACCAGACAAGAGGGACGAUCAACAAGGCAACACAAAUGACAAUGAAGCGAUAGGCGAAAUUCUCACAAUAUUCGGAGGACCCGCAAGAGGUGGGGACUCGAACAGAGCUCGCAAGGCUCAUGCUUGGAGUAUCAGUGGCAGCAACAUAAAGCAUCGCAUUCAUCUCAUAAUUAAGGCCAGAACGGAGUAUAAAUCAAUUCCUUGUAGCUUGACCUUUACCGAGGAGGACACCCAAGGAAUCCACCACCCACAUGACAAUGCCUUGGUGGUGAUCAUGACAGUUAUUAACCACAAGGUGCACCAUAUAUUGGUGGAUACCGGCAGCUCGGCUGACAUCCUUUUUGCUGCCGCCGCCUUCGACAAGAUGGAGAUCGGGAGAUCCCGACUACGUCCCAUCUGA
Messenger RNA from Magnolia sinica, 687 nucleotides. RefSeq lists its product as uncharacterized. The transcript is spliced from 2 exons. NCBI's taxonomy places the organism in Eukaryota, Viridiplantae, Streptophyta, Magnoliopsida, Magnoliales, Magnoliaceae. The record is from RefSeq and is a predicted model, not a curated record. Bases 1 to 687 code for a protein of 228 amino acids.